Molecule: messenger RNA, 186 nt
Organism: Penicillium cataractarum
Lineage: Eukaryota; Fungi; Ascomycota; Eurotiomycetes; Eurotiales; Aspergillaceae
Exons: 1
Coding region: 1-186 (61 amino acids)
Source: RefSeq, a predicted model, not a curated record
AUGACCUUUGGCGAUGCUCAAGGCGAACUCUGGCUAACCGCCGAGGCUCUCUUGUUUGCCUCUCUUAGCUGCAGCAAACAUGUUGGUGCCCAACACCAACACAGGAAAUCGGAUUGCCAGGGACCACUAAACUUUGAACAAUACACUCUCAUCGAAUCAUUCUACUGGGCGUCAACUGUCAAUUAG